Molecule: messenger RNA, 1522 nt
Organism: Mytilus californianus (California mussel)
Lineage: Eukaryota; Metazoa; Mollusca; Bivalvia; Mytilida; Mytilidae
Exons: 1
Coding region: 77-1087 (336 amino acids)
Source: RefSeq, a predicted model, not a curated record
UGUAAAUAGUUGUCGGGACUUCCUGCGUUUUGUGACACAAGGGUAUGUCAUCCCUGCUGCUCUGAAUGUGCUAAAUAUGCACUCAGUGAAUGACAUUGAAGAGAGCCUGAGUACUAAAACAAAGGGAGAGAAGAAGACUUUUAUGGAAAAAUUAUCAAAAAGUAUAGUUGACAAAUUCCUUCAAACAGAGAUGCCAUCCUUAAAGCAGAAAGGUCCUGGGAAUAAUAUUAAUGACGAGAACCGUGUACCAUGUGGCUUUCCAGGGUGUCAAAAGACAUUUUUUAGGGACGGAAAAUGUAGACAAAACCAUCGUGGCAUCUGCCCAUAUAGACAUCUUACAGAUUUAAGUGUACCCGAUGUAGAGACAGACUUAAAUCAACAGUCUACUUCAAACCAGUCAGAGGAAAAGCAGGAAAAACCGGAUUAUAAAUUCAACUAUUCCUGUUGUCUGCUAAGAGAAGGUCUCCAAGACUGGAUCAGAGAAGAUUCAUCAAAGGAGAACGAUGGGGACAGGCUAGUGAGAAUGUGGAGGUUUGAUUUUCUAAGAUUUUCUCUCAAUAACCACACCAAAUAUCGCCUUUUAGCCUUUCGUUUACAGGCUCAGUUAAUGGCACUUUUACCACCAAAAUUAGCACAUCAGCUGAGACACAACCGAUGCAUGAACAUUCAUGGAGUUGAGGGGUGUAAUGUUCCAGCCGACCAAGCACUUGAGUUUUUGAACAUGAGGGCAAAGAAUGCAUUGAAUUCAUUGCAUGGCAAUAUGUCGUCAGCCUCCAUUCAGAGAUGCGGUAGAAAUUUACAAGGCUGCAACAACAUAAUAGACUCAUAUACUAGAGGCCUAGAUCAGUAUUUUGGAAAACCUAGCAAUUCAAAACCAUCAAUGAAAAAGGACAUUUCAAAGCUAGUGGAACAUUUGGGUUCAGAAAAUUUAUUUGCCACCGUUCCUGGUCGACAUCACAGGUCAUUCCCAACAAUAGAAAGUGAUUCGUUAGUAAAGUUAGAUGGAUGUAAACUAAACCAGUGGAUAACAGACAAGAGAGAAAGUUUUGCCAAGACUCAGAGAUUAAGAUCUUACUUAGUACAAUAAGAUUAAACCAAUUGUGAACCUUGAAAAUUAAGAUUUGCCAAAUACCUUCUUUGUCUUUCAAGAAAAACGUUUUUAUGCUGUCAUACAGGAAAUCCUUUUAAUUAUUUAUUAAGCCACCAAAGGUCAAAUAAAUGUACAUGCAUUUUAUAAAAUGUAUGUUGAAGAAAUAACCACAUUUGUUGUUGUGAUAAUUUUAGUGCAAUACAUGUAUAUAUAUAGCAAACUCUUAUAUGAAAGUUUUUUUUUCUUUAUACUGUCAUCAAAAGUGUGCAUUUCAUACUCUAGUGCAAUAUCUUUAUGGUUGGAGCCAAUUUGUCAUAUUUUUAUAGUGCGAUAUAUUUAGUGCAAGAGAAAACUCUAAAAUAAAAGUUUUUUUUGUUGAUGUGUAUUCAUAUAUCAUGUAAAUUCAAACAUUUGUUUUAGUAUACGUGUCUG